AUGGAAACAGCAAUGCCUUUAGAAAUAUUUUAUGACAACGUGUCAAUUCUGGAUCUGGACAGUACUUCAAUAAACAACAUCUACAUUCACAAGGAUUUUGAUGCCUUCAGCGUUACCAUGGCCCUCCUCUACCUGGCAGUAUGCAUUGUGGGAUUGGGCGGGAACUCCCUGGUCAUCAUCAGCAUCCUAAAGCUUGACAAAAUGUCAUCUGCCACCACCGUCUAUAUUUUCAACUUGGCUUUGGCUGAUGGCCUCUUCAUGGUUGGACUUCCCUUCAUCGCUAUCCAAAACUUCCAGGACCAGUGGAUCUUUGGAGACAUGGUCUGUAAACUGGUUAUGGUACUGGAUGGCAUCAAUCAGUUCACUAGCGUGUUCUGCCUAACUGUGAUGAGCGUUGACCGAUACAUGGCUCUAGUAGAUCCGCUGCGCUUCGCUCGUUGGCGGACCCCCCAACGGGCAAAAGUCAUUGCUGCCUUGAUGUGGUUUAUCUCCCUUUUUUCUGUUAUACCAAUGGCUAUUCACUUUUCAGCCCACUAUGGUCUGUGCACAAUAGACCCCCAUGUGGCCUCUGACACUUGGUGGUUGACCUUUCUCAUCUACACCUUUAUACUCGGCUUUGCUCUGCCAUUCACCGUUAUGAUUGUAUUUUACACAGCACUGGUGGUGACUCUAAAAAACGCCAACAGGCAACACGGUGGAACUUCCUCCUCUCUUGAGAGCCACAGGUUGGAGAAGCAGGUCACCAAAAUGGUGGUGGCAGUUGUUGUGGUAUUUGGCGUGUGCUGGCUCCCGUUCUACGUCUUCAACUUCUGUUCUCUGCACCAAACAGACUUGGUACUUAACUUCACCCGCGGUUUUGAGUUUGUGGUGCUGCUGUCCUACUCGUGGAGCUGCGCCAAUCCCAUACUGUAUGCAUGUCUGUCGGAGACGUUCCGGAGGCAUUUCCACGCCCUAUUCUGCCCUCACAAAAGUUCUCCCACACAUUGUGACAGAGACACAGAGGGUUACGUCCUGCACGACACUAACAUACAAGAUGUGAAUGUGUUAGCUUAAGACACCCUUGACAACAUUCAUAUUUUAGUGCUUGUGGAACAAUGCACGCUAUUGUAAACAGCCAUUCCUCGCUUCGGCGCUUCCAGAGCCGUCAAUUUAACAUCUAAUUUUUGUAGUAUGCUUAAAAUUUGUGCAGCAUGGCUUUUGUUACUAAGCAAUAGACUGCAGUUGAGACAUCGCAAGCGGAACAUGAUAACUCACUCUGGUGCAACAGUUUUCAUGAUGGCAGUAUCACAAAAGCAAAGUUGACUUAGGAACCAAAAGUUUACUCUGUGUCUCCAUGCAAUAGAAGGACCAUGUAAGAGUGAUUAUGUGAUUUCUGCCCUCCAACAAGUGCUUUCGAGUUGAUUGUAGACUUUUGGAUAAUGUCAUGGUUGUCAUGGCAUCCAGUUUGGACUGAAUUAUGUGUGAUGGGAUUCUUGUGUGACUGUUGCCACAUGAUAAAUCACUUC
Triplophysa rosa is the source of this 1505-nucleotide messenger RNA. RefSeq names its product somatostatin receptor type 2. Gene Ontology annotation, cellular component: neuron projection; membrane. The transcript has a single exon. Gene Ontology annotation, biological process: cellular response to glucocorticoid stimulus; neuropeptide signaling pathway; regulation of insulin secretion. The coding region runs from base 1 to 1053 and encodes 350 amino acids. Gene Ontology annotation, molecular function: neuropeptide binding; somatostatin receptor activity. The record is from RefSeq and is a predicted model, not a curated record. Lineage: Eukaryota; Metazoa; Chordata; Actinopteri; Cypriniformes; Nemacheilidae.